GAUCCCCAAGAGUUAGCACAGUCCCUUCCCCCAAAUGAUUUAAUUUGUGCUUCAGCUACAACUCUUGGCUCACGUCUAGGCACAUCAUAAAGAAAGCUGCAGAAGCAGAGACACGAUGAGGCGAGAAGAGGAGGAAGAGGAGGGAACCAGGAUGAAGGCAAAGGGGGACCUAGAGAUGAAGGAGGAGGAGGAGAUCAGUGAGACGGGGGAACUGGUUGGCCCUUUUGCAAGUGCUAUGCCCUCUCCAAUGCCCCACAACAAGGGGACCCGGUUUUCUGAGGUGUGGGAGUACUUCCACCUGGCCCCUGCUCGUGCUGGGCACCACCCCAACCAGUUUGCCACCUGCCGCCUGUGUGGACGGCAGGUGAGCCGUGGCCCUGGGGUCAAUGUGGGCACUACAGCUCUGUGGAAGCAUCUGAAAAGCAUGCACAGAGAGGAGCUGGAGAAGAGUGGCCAUGGUCAGGCAGGGCAGCGCCAGGACCCAAGGCCCCAAGGGCCCCAGCUCCCCAUGGGCAUCGAGGGUGACUGGGGCAGGCUGCUGGAGCAGGUGGGUGCCCUGGCUUUAUGGGCCAGCCACAGGGAAAAGGAGGUGCUUAGGAGGGAGAGGGUUGUGGAAUGGCGGGAGAGAGCUGUGGAAAGGAGGGAGCGAGCCCUGGAGGAGGUGGAAAGGGCCAUCCUGGAGAUGAAGUGGAAGGUGAGGGCUGAGAAGGAGGCAUGCCAGCAGGAGAAAGAACUGCCUGCAGCGGCACAUCCCUUCCAUUUUGUUUAAAUUGGGUGAGGGGGAGUCUAUUCUGAAAACACUGACUGUAGAAUUACAGCAAAGAGCCAUUUAAGUUCCAGCUCAAAUAUAAAGUAAAGUAGUUUAGUGGCAUUUUGCUUUUAAGAGAAAGAGUGCAUAGCAUGAGUUAAUCUCAGCAGGUCUAAAUUGACCACGUGCUUAUCUACAGAGUUCAUAGAGCUGUGCUGAUCCUUGGCCGAAACAUUAAAAUGUACUAAUUAAAGACAAAUGCUGUUUUCCACUGGGUCUACCAGUUGUUUCAGUGCAGAAUAUACCAGCUUGUCAGCAUUGCUUAGUAAAAAUAAUUGGAUUUAUGCUCAACACUUAGUUUUGGUGGAGCUGAAGGUUUUGACGGUUGAGUAAGGCUGGCCAGGUAGCUGGCAUGUGCCUGCAUGACCAGCUCCCUCUCAGCAACCCCACCAUGAGAGAGCUUAGGUGUUUGCAUGCACACUAGUGGUGGUUUGAGAUGUGAGUACAAAGCUGUUAUAUGUGAUCCAGCAGGGGAAGGACAAAUAAGCGUGAGCCUGAGAUCUGCAGA
Messenger RNA from Galeopterus variegatus (Sunda flying lemur), 1316 nucleotides. RefSeq names its product zinc finger, BED-type containing 2 (gene ZBED2). Gene Ontology annotation, molecular function: DNA binding. The record is from RefSeq and is a predicted model, not a curated record. Bases 116 to 769 code for a protein of 217 amino acids. Lineage: Eukaryota; Metazoa; Chordata; Mammalia; Dermoptera; Cynocephalidae. The transcript has a single exon.